UUUGCGUGAUUCAGUCUGUUUUCUAAUCACCAUGCAGUUCCUUGUAAUACUGAUAAUUCUGCUGCCAUCGGUUGCGAUUGCCACGAGUGCGAUUGAUGAGCAGAGCAGUUCCAAGCAGCCGAGUAUAGCCGUCAUGGUUCGAGUAGUUCAGCUUAACCUCCCGAACUUGAAACGUAGUGUCCGUGCUCCCUGUGUGCACCAACCGUGCCGGACUCCGUUUCGUGCUGGAGGAUCAAAGCCCGAGCAUUACAACUAUAACUACAAUUGGUUUGCGCCAAAAAGUGGAGUGAAAAUUCUGGAAAAUGAAAUAGUCGAGCAGGAAGUCAGAACUGAUGUUCAAGCAAGUGAUAAUAAUUAAGCUCAGCUUGAAUUGUCAGGAAAACUCAAAGAUUAUUUUUAUGAAAAG
This is a messenger RNA of Culex pipiens pallens (northern house mosquito), 406 nucleotides long. RefSeq lists its product as uncharacterized. The transcript has 2 exons. NCBI's taxonomy places the organism in Eukaryota, Metazoa, Arthropoda, Insecta, Diptera, Culicidae. The record is from RefSeq and is a predicted model, not a curated record. The coding region runs from base 32 to 358 and encodes 108 amino acids.